UUGAAUCUGGUUGAAAUUUCAUCGGACCAGUAAGGCCGUAAUCCAUUGUUCCCCUUCCAUCGCUACUAUAAUAAAUCAUCCAGAUCCGAAAGUCUCCUCUCUUCCCUCCCCCUCUCUCCUAUCUCUACCUCUCUCCUCUCUCUCCCUCCCUUCCGUCCGGUGAUGGCUAUUGGCGGCGGCGAAGAUGAUCGUCUCAUUGUGAGUUUCGGCGAGAUGCUGAUCGAUUUCGUACCGACAGUAUCGGGCGUAUCGCUUGCGGAAGCGCCGGGGUUCAUAAAGGCCCCCGGAGGAGCUCCGGCGAAUGUGGCCAUCGCCGUCGCUCGCCUCGGAGGCCGAUCCUCUUUCAUGGGAAAACUCGGCGACGACGAGUUCGGCCGCAUGCUCGCCGCGAUCCUACGUGACAACGACGUUUCUGACGAAGGCGUUACUUUUGACGCCGGUGCGCGCACCGCGCUAGCUUUUGUCACCCUCCGUUCCGAUGGCGAGCGGGAGUUUAUGUUCUAUCGUAACCCUAGCGCCGAUAUGCUUCUUACGCCAGCUGAGCUCGAUCUCGACCUUAUCCGCAGGGCGAAAGUCUUCCAUUAUGGAUCUAUAAGUCUAAUCACAGAGCCAUGUAGGUCAGCUCAUUUAAAGGCCAUGGAGGUUGCCAAGGAAGCAGGACUUCUACUCUCUUAUGACCCAAACCUUCGGCUACCAUUAUGGCCUUCUGCAGCAGAGGCGAAGGAACAAAUUUUGAGCAUCUGGGAUCAGGCUGAUAUCAUUAAAGUUAGUGACGUUGAGCUUGAAUUCUUAACUGGUAAAGAUUCAGUAGAAGAUGAAGUGGCCUUGUUGCUGUGGCGGCCAACCUUGAAGCUUCUACUGGUCACCCUUGGUGAGCAUGGUUGCAAGUAUUACACUAAGGAUUUCCGAGGGGCUGUUGAUGCAUUUAAGGUUAACCCAGUCGACACCACUGGAGCUGGCGAUGCAUUUGUUGGUGCCCUUCUCUCCAAAACUGUUGAUGAUAUGUCUGUAUUGCAGGAUGAAAAGAAAUUGAGAGAAGUGCUCAGAUUUGCAAAUGCUUGUGGAGCAAUCACCACCACCAAAAAAGGAGCCAUCCCUGCUCUGCCCAGCCUCGCAGAUGCGCUGGCGCUUGUGGAGAAGCCAUAGAACAUCUUCAACAAUGCUCUGCCUUUCUUUCUCUCUUCGCUUGCGUUAUAAAGCUUUAUUGUAAUGUUUAAUAUGCACUUGUGGUCAUUAUGGGGCUCUGGUUUGUUUCGUAUGUGAUUCUAUGAUUUCUUUCAUAUUUUGUAUCAAAUGUUUGUGUGAUAAACUUUAUUUUUUUCUGCAAUAAAUUUGCAUGAGGUGGCUAUUAAGGAUUG
Molecule: messenger RNA, 1358 nt
Organism: Phalaenopsis equestris
Lineage: Eukaryota; Viridiplantae; Streptophyta; Magnoliopsida; Asparagales; Orchidaceae
Product: probable fructokinase-1
Exons: 4
Coding region: 163-1146 (327 amino acids)
Biological process (GO): fructose metabolic process
Cellular component (GO): cytosol
Molecular function (GO): fructokinase activity
Source: RefSeq, a predicted model, not a curated record